ACCCCGCCCUCUGGCGUCGGCUCGGUUCUCCUUCAUGUCGGCAGGACUUCAGUGUCUCAGCAGUGAAAGAUGGACCGCUGGAGYGGCAGAGUGGCUCUGGUGACCGGAGCUUCGGUCGGGAUCGGAGCGGCCAUCGCUAAAGAGCUGGUCCGGUCCGGGAUGAAGGUGGUGGGCUGCGCCAGGAGCGUGGAGAAGAUCCAGGUUGGAGAUGUUAUGUUAAGACCGGUAGAGGAGCACAGUGUGAAUUUAAUUACUGAAUGAUUCUCCCAGGUCAAUCAAUGUAACAACCAGAAUCACAAAUACAUGUCUGAUUUCAAAAUAAAGUUUGCAUCUCUCCAUCAUUA
Austrofundulus limnaeus is the source of this 344-nucleotide messenger RNA. Its product is annotated as dehydrogenase/reductase SDR family member 11. Lineage: Eukaryota; Metazoa; Chordata; Actinopteri; Cyprinodontiformes; Rivulidae. The record is from RefSeq and is a predicted model, not a curated record.